Messenger RNA from Linnemannia hyalina, 888 nucleotides. Lineage: Eukaryota; Fungi; Mortierellomycota; Mortierellomycetes; Mortierellales; Mortierellaceae. The record is from the annotation of a GenBank genome assembly.
AUGGAACUCUACAUCUCGGGCGAGUACUCGGGUACCUUCCGUGGCGAGUCUUUCCUCCCUUCGACUCCUUCCUUCACACCUGCUAUUUCUGGACCUGGUGGAGCUGGAGGUGGAUCGGCGAGUCCGCCGUUGUUCUUGAUCCAGAUCGAUCAGGAGAGUUUGCUGCACAGAUGUCGCAACUUGCUCUUCAAGACUGAUACAACUGGCGCAACCACUACAACAGCAGUCGACAACGUCGAACCAACAGCCACUGCUACCACCGCUUACAGCGACGUCUCGACCACACCAACCUCACACAUAUCCCCCGGCCACUCCACCUCAUCCUCACAGAACCUCGGAAACCAGACAUCCUCCAACUUUUCAGCAUCUGCAUUCGCCCACUCUUACAUAAUCCCCCCCGGGAUCAGUACCUCGAUCGACCUCGACAAGGUCCGCCAAAUGCUCAGUCAAGUCCAGAUCGACAAUAUGCCACAGGGUGCCAAGGAUUUGAUGCGGACUAUGGAGAUGCAAUCCUUUGCUCAACAACAACAACAACAACAACAACAGCAACAGAGUGCCGCGGCGGCUUCUUUUAUGGCGACUGGAGGAGGUCUUUCGCCUUCCCCUAUCGUGUCUCCUCCCCCGCCUUGGGCGUAUACGGCGAUUACGCCACCAUUGCCUCCUCUUCCUCAUUCUCCUCUCCCGCCACCAUCCAUUGUCACAUCCUCAUUGACACCGCCCUCGGAAUCAACAGCGGCGGCAGAAGGAGAGAUGACGACAUUUGUGACAAGGGCAGAACUGGCGUUGAUGGAGGAGAGGAUCAUGACCAAGAUAGAGCAGCGAUUCCAAGAGAUGGAAGAUCGAAUCCUGAACAAGCUCUUGCUCGCCAACAAACAAGCCGAUGCUUGA